This is a messenger RNA of Phacochoerus africanus (Common warthog), 1918 nucleotides long. It is a transcript of the gene CDC42EP2, whose product is annotated as CDC42 effector protein 2. Lineage: Eukaryota; Metazoa; Chordata; Mammalia; Artiodactyla; Suidae. The record is from RefSeq and is a predicted model, not a curated record. The transcript is spliced from 4 exons. Bases 779 to 1423 code for a protein of 214 amino acids.
GUAGGGGGCGGGGCUUCAGGGGCCACGGUGCGCACUGUAAGUUCACAGCCCUAGUCGGUCCCAUCGCCGUGCGGUCCAGCUCCGGAGAUUUUGCCGCCCACCCGUCCGCCGCCUGCGCGCCUCCAGGGCGCUCCCAAGAGAAGAAGACCCCGCGGACUAUCCGCACCUGGUGCAGUCGGCUGAACACCUGCUGCGAGUCUGGCUCUGUGCCAGGCCUGGGCGGGCAAGACAGGUUGCAAAAUCACCAUCCUCCACCAGCUUUGAGACCCCCAGACAAUUCGGCACCAGUCAUGCCCUGGGCUCAGUUGAGUGCAAGAGGGAUGAGCAUCCAUGCGACCGUGAUGAGCGGAGCUGGGGACGCAGGGCGAGAGACCAGGGCCAGGGCCUUGCGUGUGACUUCAGCCCUGUCACCCAGGUCCUCCACCUGCAGAGGGAGGGCUUGACGCUGGUGAUCCAGGCCUUGCGCGCACUCCUCGGCCCUGAACCCCGAGAGCAUCGCGGCCUCCAAGCUCUGUACCUUCCUGCUCCCAGUUUUCAGAAGAGUUUUCAACCCUUUGGGGAGGCAGGGAUUUUUGCUGUCUUUAUCCUUGGACUUCAUCGAUUGUUGAUCUUUCUUUCCCGAAUUCCCCGGGGUCACCUUUGGUUACACCCCACACGCUAGUCUUGGCCCUUUGGCGAGUGUUGCGGGGUCUGGAGCCCUCCCUCGGGGUUUCUGGUUGAGGGUGGUGAGAACGGACGGUUCCAGCCUUGGCAGCCAGGCCUGGGUGCCGAGGUCGCAAUGUCCACCAAGGUGCCCAUCUAUCUGAAGCGCGGCAGCCGCAAGGGCAAGAAGGAGAAGCUGCGGGACCUGCUGUCUUCCGACAUGAUCAGCCCGCCGCUGGGGGACUUCCGCCACACCAUCCACAUCGGCAGCGGCGGCGGCAGCGACAUGUUUGGUGACAUCUCCUUCCUGCAGGGCAAGUUCCACCUCCUGCCGGGGACGGCCAUCGAGGAAGGCGAGGAGGAUGGCAGCUUCGAGCUGCCCUUCCAGUUCACGCGCACGGCCACGCUGAGCGGGCGCGAGCUCCCCGAUGGGCCGUCCCCUCUGCUCAAGAACGCCAUCUCCCUCCCGGUCAUCGGCGGGCCCCAGGCCCUCACCCUGCCCACCGCCCAGGCCCCACCCAAACCCCCGCGCCUGCACCUGGAGACCCCUCAGCCUUCCCCACAGCCCUCCCCGCAGGAGGCAGGGUGUGUGGACAUCUGGAGGAUUCCGGAGGCUGGCUCCGCCCACAGUGGGCUGACCCCCGAGUCAGGGGCCGAGGAGCCCUUCCUGUCCCAUGCCAGCUCCCUCCUCUCUCUGCACGUGGACCUGGGGCCUUCCAUCCUGGACGACGUCCUCCAGAUCAUGGACCAGGACCUGGGCCACCUGCAGAUCCCCACAUAGGACCCGAUGCUGGCCAAGCUGGGUGCCCAGGCUGGGCUGAACGCCAGAGGCAGGGGGUGGACACUGCCCUGGCCUAGAAGUCGGGGUCCCAAGGUCCCACCUGUGUGGUUGCUGGCCAGUGAUGUCUCACUUUGAGCCUUUAUUUCUCUCCCUCCCACCUUCUCCCCGUGGGCAGAGAGGCCUCAUUGCUGUCCCCUAGGCCCCACGAGGACAUGUGCAAAAGUCAGCCCAAAGUGCCUCUUCAUCCUGGGCCCCCAGCACCCCCACUGCCAGCUGCUCCUCAGAGCCCUUGGACGAAGACUCUGCUGAGGCAGACUCUGCUUUUGGCCUCCCUCUGCCUCAGCCCUUGCCGGGGGGUGGGGGCAGCACAGCCAGACGGACUUCCAGCUCCGUGCUGAGGACUGAGAACAUGACACCAGCGACCGAGGUCCCUCUGCCCCACCCUCCCCCAUGACCAGGGCAUUCUGGGGGCAAUAAAACUUGCUGCUGCUGGUA